UCCUCCGCUAUUUUUUUUUCCCGAUUGAAUUAUUCAUCCAUUUCUGUGUAAUCUAUGUGUAAAUCUAACUCGUUUAUUCACCGAUCUAAUGCGUGAUUGCAAAGCUUGGUUCUGCUGGUGUCCUGGAAUUUAACGCAGAAAGAUGGCCCAACAUAAUCCUAUUGUUUUUCUUGAUGUAUCUAUAAAUGGUGGAACUGCUGAAAGAAUGGUCUUUCAGCUCUUUGCUGACAUUGUCCCCAAGACUGCUGAAAACUUUCGAGCACUUUGCACAGGUGAGACGGGAGUUGGAUCUACAACUGGAAAGCCGUUACACUACAAGGGAUCCAUCUUCCACCGUGUUAUAAAAGGCUUUAUGGCACAAGGAGGUGAUUUUUCUAAACGUGAUGGAACAGGUGGGGAGAGCAUAUAUGGUGGGAAAUUUGCAGAUGAGAACUUUGUGCUCCGUCAUGAUGGCGCUGGUGUCUUAUCUAUGGCUAAUGCUGGUCGUGACGCUAAUGGCUCCCAGUUCUUUAUUACUUUUAAGUCUGCACCUCAUCUUGAUGGGAAACAUGUUGUUUUUGGGAAGCUUAUUCUCGGAAAUGAAACUCUGAAGAAAAUAGAGCAUGUUGAAGUUGAGGGUAGCAGACCUGUUGUUCCUGUGAAAAUUGUGCAUUGUGGAGAACUUAAAGAGAGCAAAGAUCAGAGCACUCUUGCAACAGAGAAUGAUAAAAAGAAAGCUGCUAAAUCAAAGUCAUCAAAGGAUUUUUCAGGCAAUGAAGGCUAUGAUGGGAAACGAAAGGGACGGCGCAGUAGACCUUCUAAAGGAAGGAAGAAGAAAAAACGAAGAAGAUAUUAUUCAUCAGAAUCGGAAAGCUCAUCUGAGACAGAAACUGAAUCAUCAGAGUCUGAAAGCGAUUCUGAUUCCUAUUCAACUGCUUCGUCUGAUGUCAGUACUUCGAGUGAUGACCGGCAUAGGAAGCGAAAGAAAUAUUCCAAGCGAGACAAACAUAAGCAUGGAAAAAGAAAGAGGGAUAGGCGGCGAGAUAAGAGACGCAGGAAGCAUGACAGGAAAUUAAAGCCCAAACCAAAGAGGACGUCAGCUAAUGUCAGUGAAACAGAAUCGGGUGCUAGUAGUGCUGAGGACGAUGGAGAUAAGAAACAAAAACAGAAGUCCAAGAUCUCUUCUCAGGUGUCUGCUGACAAUCAGCUCUUCUUGGACACGGCUAAAGGUAUUGCUAAUAGAAAGAAGGGUGAUACGAUCGAGAAUCCCACCAGAGAAGAAGAUGAUAGAUCCCCAUUUGAAAAUGGGGAGCUUCGGAGCAAUGGCAUGGCCGAAACAAAGUCUGUCAAAAAUGCUGGCAGCUUAACUGCUAUAGAUGGCAAUCGGAGCAAAUCUAGGAGCCAAAGCUUGAGUGCUAACCACUCAAUGAGCAAGAGCAUGAGUAUCAGCCCGAGGAACAAUGCCGGCAAAAGCCCUAGUGCGAGCCCCGUAAAGAGUCCCUAUCGUCAAAGCCUUAGCAGAAGCCCUCUCCCGCCCAAAAGUAUCAGCCGCAGCAGGAGCCCAUCUGGGAGAAGCAUUAGCAGGAGCCCGUCUCGGAAAAGAAGCAUUAGCAGGAGCCCAGCUAGAAGUGUCAGCAGAAGCCCAAUUGCUGAAGUUCGCAGAAGCACAAGCAGAAGCCCUGUUCAAGCUCACACAAGAAGCAUUAGCAGGAGUCCUAGUAGAAGCCCAGAAAGGUCUCCUGUGCGGAGAAGCGUGAGCAAAAGCCCUCCUCUCCCUAGGGAUAAAAGAAGAAGCAUCAGUAAAAGUUCAGCAAGAUCUCCGCAACGGAGAAGUGUUAGCAGGAGCCCUGUAAGGUCUUCCAGGAGAAGCAUAAGCAGAAGCCCUGUGAGGGAUGCUGUGCGGAGAAGCCUCAGCAGAAGCCCUGUAAGAUCCUUCAGGAGAAGCGUGAGCCGUAGCCCGGUGAGACCCCGAUCUCGGAGGAGCAAUAGCAGAAGUCCAGGAAGCCCUGUUCGCAGGGCGGUAUCACCACCUGUCAACCGUGGCAGGAGCUUGUCAAGAAGUGGUUCUCCAGAUGGGUCCCCAAAACGCAUAAGAAGAGGUCGAGGGUUUAGCCAGCGGUACUCAUAUGCAAGGCGAUACAGAACCCCCUCUCCGGAACGUUCUCCUGUUAGAUCUUAUCGUUUUGGUGGAAGAAGUGAUCGUGAUAGGUACUCAAAUUACAGAAGCUACCAUUACAGAUCUCCCCCAAGACGAUACAGGAGCCCGCCCAGAGGAAGAACUCCACCAAGGUACAGAAGCAGGAGGAGCCGUAGCCGAAGCAUAUCACGAAGCCCUGCUGGCUACCGCGACCGGACAAGAGGUGGCUAUAGUAGGAGCCCGGUCCGUAGCCGUUCACCCCCUGCUGAGAAACUAAGGGCUCGUGGCGGUCGAGACUCCGAAAACCGGCAUUCAAUUUCGCGGAGCAGGAGCCCAUCUGUGUCCCGGUCCAGGUCCAGGUCACAGUCUAGGUCCCGGUCCUCCCCAAACACCCCUGCACAGAAGCGCGUAAGCAAAGAAAAUUCAAGAUCUCCAUCCACCAGUUCUGGUGGGAAGAAGGGCUUGGUUUCGUAUGGAGAUGGUUCCCCGGACUCUGCUGGGAAGUAGGGAAAUAAAUAGUUUUGUAUGAGCUUAAAAAGUUUUUUCAUGAAUUCCUGGACUGUUGUUGUUGCUCCUUUUCACAUGAUAGAAAGCAACAGCCUUAAGGUGACUAGCUUUAUGAGAUGUUUUUAGUGAUGUACUAGUUUCGGAUUUUUACUGUAGUUUAUCUUUCACCUGAUGCUUGCUGUAUUCAUGUAUGGAUUUACAAACAUGUGUUUCUUGUCAUCCCAGUCUUUCUACUUUA
Messenger RNA from Ananas comosus (pineapple), 2861 nucleotides. Its product is annotated as peptidyl-prolyl cis-trans isomerase CYP95. Lineage: Eukaryota; Viridiplantae; Streptophyta; Magnoliopsida; Poales; Bromeliaceae. Gene Ontology annotation, molecular function: peptidyl-prolyl cis-trans isomerase activity. Bases 143 to 2623 code for a protein of 826 amino acids. Gene Ontology annotation, biological process: protein folding; protein peptidyl-prolyl isomerization. The record is from RefSeq and is a predicted model, not a curated record. The transcript is spliced from 14 exons.